This is a messenger RNA of Conger conger (European conger), 924 nucleotides long. RefSeq names its product cyclin Dx (gene ccndx). NCBI's taxonomy places the organism in Eukaryota, Metazoa, Chordata, Actinopteri, Anguilliformes, Congridae. Gene Ontology annotation, molecular function: cyclin-dependent protein serine/threonine kinase regulator activity. Gene Ontology annotation, biological process: positive regulation of G1/S transition of mitotic cell cycle; mitotic cell cycle phase transition; regulation of cyclin-dependent protein serine/threonine kinase activity. The coding region runs from base 1 to 924 and encodes 307 amino acids. Gene Ontology annotation, cellular component: cytoplasm; cyclin-dependent protein kinase holoenzyme complex; nucleus. The transcript is spliced from 4 exons. The record is from RefSeq and is a predicted model, not a curated record.
AUGUCUGUGUCACUGUGGUGCGAUGAGGAGGGAAAGGACUCCCAGAAAGCUCAGCUGAGAGCCCAGUGGGACCCCAGUGUGUCUGGGGAGCGCGUGAUCAACAGGCUGCUGCUGUUGGAGGAGAGAUACCUGCUCUCACCCCUCUACAUCUCCCUGAUCCAGGGGGAGCCCCACAGGAGGGAACAACUCACAAAAUGGGUGCUUGAGGUGUGUUGUGAGUGUGGCUGUGAGGAAUCGGUGUACCCCCUCUCUGUUGCUCUGCUGGAUCGCUUCCUGUCUGCGUCACUAUCUCUGUCUAUUUCACCUCUCUGUCUCUCUGCGGCCUGCAUUCUCCUCGCAUCCAAAGUGACGGGAAGUGAACAAGUGGGUGUGGACAACUUGUGUGCUGUAGCCAACUUCUGCUUCCUGCCUGAGAAUUUAAGGGACAUGGAACGUGUUGUCCUGGCAACCCUCCAAUGGGAUGUUGCUGUGGUAACCCCGCAUGACUUCCUCCCACACUUAUUGUCUUCAGUGGAGAGGGAGAGGGUGGGGGAGAAUGGACAGACAGAUAGAGAUGAUGAAGCUUUCUUAUCAACUCUACGACGACACGUUGACACACUGGUUGCCAUGUGUGUUUGUGACUCCCGUUUCUUGGGAAUUCCUCCAUCUUUAAUUGCAGCAGCAGCACUGAAUGCGGCGCUUUCCGGUCUGGGGAGCAAAGUUCCUCAGCUGGGUCCUAAUGAACUGGCUACACUUUGUCAGAUUGAUUUGGUGAUGCUGCAAUACUACACUGAGCUGAUAGAGGGAGCCCUCGUGGAGCGUCUGAGGAAUGGACUCAGGGAAGGAAAAACGUGUCCAGAAGUGGAAAAGAAGCAUGAAGAACUUGAGGAAAUAGUCACAGAAAGAGCCAGCACACCAACUGACUUAAGAGAGAUCGAUUUUUGA